AUGGCUCAUACAAAACAGAUUGCCUGCAAAUCAACCAGUGGUAAAGCACCCAGGAAGCAAUGGGUUACAAAGGCCGCUAGCAAGAAUGUGCCCUCCUCUACUGGAGGGGUGAAGAAACCUCAUGGUUACAGGCCUGAUACUGUGACUCUCCGUGAAAUUAGACGUUAUCAGAAGUCCACUGAAUUUCUGAUUUGCAAACUUCCCUUCCAGCAUCUGGUGCAAGAAAUUGCUCAGGACGUCAAAACGCAUCUGCGCUUCCAGAGCGCAGCUAUGGGUGCUUUGCAGGAGGCGAGUGAGACCUAUCUGGUAGGCCUUUUUGAAGACACCAACCUGUGUGCUAUCCGUGCCAAACGUGCAACAACUAUGCCAAAAGACAUCCAGCUAGCACACCACAUACGUGGAGAAUAUGCUUAUGAAUCCACUAUGAUGGGAAACAUUUUAUCCUCAAAAAAAAUUCCCUUCUUCCUGUUAUUGGUAGUUCUGAACCUUAGAUAUUUUCUUUCCCAUGGGGUUAAAAGGUACCUAAGUAUAUUAUUUCGAGUGGAAAAAUAG
Molecule: messenger RNA, 552 nt
Organism: Saimiri boliviensis boliviensis (Bolivian squirrel monkey)
Lineage: Eukaryota; Metazoa; Chordata; Mammalia; Primates; Cebidae
Source: RefSeq, a predicted model, not a curated record